This is a messenger RNA of Protopterus annectens (West African lungfish), 939 nucleotides long. Its product is annotated as olfactory receptor 52K1-like. Gene Ontology annotation, biological process: G protein-coupled receptor signaling pathway. The transcript has a single exon. Gene Ontology annotation, cellular component: membrane. The record is from RefSeq and is a predicted model, not a curated record. Lineage: Eukaryota; Metazoa; Chordata; Ceratodontiformes; Protopteridae. The coding region runs from base 1 to 939 and encodes 312 amino acids. Gene Ontology annotation, molecular function: G protein-coupled receptor activity; olfactory receptor activity.
AUGAAUGAAACUGAUGCCUCCAUCUCAUAUCCUGCAGAGUUUAUUCUUACUAUUUUCACAGGAACACCGUACCAGUUACAAUGGAUUUCCUUAGCAUUCUCACUCAUAUAUGUUUUAUCAAUGACUGCUAAUACUGUGAUAUUGGCAGUUAUUAAAAUGGAAGAAAACCUUCAUGAGCCCAUGUAUAUAUUUAUUUGUAUGUUAGCCAUUGUAGAUAUGAUUUUAUGUAAUACAAUCUUACCUAAGAUGCUUUCAAUGCUAUGUUUUUUGGAAAAUGUAAUUAGUUUUGAGGGCUGCCUCAUUCAGAUGUUUUUUGUUCAUACCUUUUCAGUGGCAGAAUCAUCUAUUUUGCUUGUGAUGUCUUUCGAUCGCUACAUUGCUAUAUGCAAUCCUUUGAGAUACAAAAGCAUUUUCACAAGCUCAUUUAUAACAAAGCUGAGUUUAGCUUGUUUUAUUAGGGGAUUUAUUUUCACAGCACCAGAAGUCUUUCUUGCAUCAAGGUUACCAUACUGCAGUUCAAGGGUGGUUUCCAUUUCUUACUGUGAUCAUAUGUCAGUUGUAAAACUUGCUUGUGCAGAUACAACAUUAAAUAAUGUGUACGGUUCAACUGGACUUGUCUUAAUUGUUGGUACAGAUGCUAUUCUUAUUAUUUUUUCAUACAUUAAGAUACUCCAAGCAGUCAAAAAUCUUGCUUCAAGAGAUGAACUUCAAAAGGCCAUAAACACAUGUGGGACUCACCUUUGUGUAGUACUUUUUACAUAUACAGUUGCUGUCUUUUCUUUAAUUACUCAGAGAAUGAGCAAAGCUGUGGGAUCAGAUGUACUAGUCUUCACAUCUUGCUUGUAUUUGGUUACUCCAGGAAUGUUAAAUCCUAUUAUUUAUGGAGCAAAAACAAAAGAAAUUCGAAGUAGUUUUAUAAAGCAAUUUAAAAUGCAUUAG